This is a messenger RNA of Vespula pensylvanica (western yellowjacket), 1548 nucleotides long. Its product is annotated as sperm-associated antigen 7 homolog. The record is from RefSeq and is a predicted model, not a curated record. The transcript has 5 exons. Gene Ontology annotation, molecular function: nucleic acid binding. Bases 159 to 848 code for a protein of 229 amino acids. Lineage: Eukaryota; Metazoa; Arthropoda; Insecta; Hymenoptera; Vespidae.
AUAUAUUAUUGAAGUAUAGGCAUGAAAAACAGAGACAUGUAACGAGGUGCUUAUUUUUUGUUUGGUAUUCAAUUGCCUUAGUGUCAAGAAAUAUUUCGUGUCUUCGUUGUUUAAUGUUAUUUAGUCAAAUAAGAAAAAUCCUAGGGUCUCUAUGAACGAUGGAUUUGUUAGGAUCUAUUCUGAACUCUAUGGAAAAGCCACCUACAGUGAAUAACAGACAAAAGGCACUAAUGAAAAAACAACAAGAGGAAUAUCAGAAGCAUCAGAAAGCAGAAUCCGAAAGAUUGAAGAUUUUUAGAAAAAGGGUAGAAGAGAAAAUGAAUAAGUUUCUUCAAGACGACAACGCAAAAGAGUAUAAAUUUCCUGCAAUGGAUCAGAUUCAUAGAAGUAUAAUACAUGAUGUUGCCGAAGUUGCAAAUGUUUGGGCAUAUUCGUUUGGAGAAGAAGGUGUUGACCGUUACAUUAUGAUCUUCAAAAGGGAACAUACUCCUUCCGAAGAUCAAUUAAAUACUCUUCGGAAAGGUGAAGAAUGGAACGAAGAAGUAGCAAAAAGGAUACAAGAAGAAAGACAAAGACAAGCAAAAGAGGAAGAAGAGGCAUUAAACACGAAAAAACGAAAAGAGAAUUUUGUUCCAAAUAGUUAUUAUAAGGAUAAAUAUCAGCAUAUAAUUGGAAAAGAAGCAGCCUUGGAAGCUGCUAGAAAAACGGAAGCUAAUAGCAGUUACGGUUGUGUACCUAGCGAGAAUAAAAAGGAUCAACGAAGUAUAGAACAAACAUUAGCGGACAUACGCGCAAAGAGAAGAAAAUUAGAAACAAGUAAUACUGCACCUAAUGAUAAAAAGAAGUGAGAACGUAAAGUAGUUAUAAUUAUAUUGUUCAAAUUUACAUAAUUUUAACCGUGUUCUCUUAUUCCUGCUGUAAAUAUUUGAUUGAUUGACGGUUGUCACAGAGACCAUAAUAUGUAUACCUUAUACAUUAAACGUUUGUCGGAUUAAAAUUUAAAUAAAACGCAUACAUUUUUUUUAAAUAUAGGUAUAGAGGAUUAUUAAUUUAACAAAAUAUUUUUCAUAAAUAACUGUCUAUAUAUUAGAUAUGAAUAGGCAGUGCUACGUAUACUCUCUAAAUUCGAAUAUAUUGAAUUUUUAUAAUUAGGAUGUGAUACACACACACACACACACGCGCGCGUACCCAACACACACACACACACACACAUAUAUAUAUACAGUAUUAACAGUCUUUCACUUGUAUGAAAAUAUCUUUUGACAUUGCAUUAAUUGAUUAUGUUUUCAAUGACGUUGUAUCAUUUAAAUGUAUUCCGUGGAUGAGUAUUUAGGUACCGAAGUCCUGGGUGCAGCUUUAGGCUUCAUCGGAGAGAUUGGCUCAAGCACAAUUUGUUCUUUGAGUACUAAAAGUUUGGUAAACUUCCGAUUUGUUACACUUUUGUAUAAUUCCAGACCUCUGUUGAUUACUACAUCUCUGACAUAAGCCGCGUUAUCUUGUACCAUUCGUUUCUGAAAUAUAGAAUAAUAAAAUGAUGUUAAGGUGAAA